This is a messenger RNA of Racocetra persica, 339 nucleotides long. The record is from the annotation of a GenBank genome assembly. Lineage: Eukaryota; Fungi; Glomeromycota; Glomeromycetes; Diversisporales; Gigasporaceae.
AUGCAUAGCACAAUAAGAGGGUGUUGUACAUGCAAUGUAGUAAAAGGUUUUUGGACCUCUGAAGGUCAUGAUUUGUCAUUGGCUUCCCGCUACUAUCAUUUUACAAAUAAUCAAUUCAUAGAAAUUUCUGUGGUACUAACUAUUACAAAACAUAAAGAACUUGCCACAAAAUAUGAAUUAUAUUUACAACUACCAAUACUUGAUAAACUAAAAAGAGAGAGACAUCUUCAGUGUCCACAUGAUAUCUGCCAUCUUACAGCUAGAAAAGCAUUAAGAUUUAUCAAGAUAACAAUUGUCAUACUUUCAAAUGAAGAAAAAUUGGAAUUUAUUAAAUUUUAG